AUGGCCAGUCGAGUCGUUCUACCAGCAGUUUCUUCUAGAAAUGCAAGACAUUUGGCUCGCUCUUACAACGAGAGCAGUUUAGCGAGCUUCGACGACUACACAGAGCCGCUCUUGGACCAGCGAGGAAGCGCCUCGAGCUUUAACACCUCUGUACAUUACCAGUCGAUUUAUGACUCUACGGAGUUCUCAGGGAGUCUCAGAAAUCGCCAGGAAGUCAUGCGGAAACGGUUAAAAUUACAUUUCAUGACACCUUUGCAAAAGUACAAACAUCGAGGGAGAAAACCUUGGAAGCUUUUGCUUCAAUUUCUCAAGUUGAUAAUGGUCACUGUGCAGGUAUAAAACGGUGGAUAACGCUAGCUAUGCACUAGAUAAAUCUCUAUCCAGUAGAUAACAUAAUUGGUUUCCCUAAUUCAUUUCCGUGGCGUAGAGAUUUAUCCAGUGGAUUGCUGGUUUGCACGUGUUGUCACGGCAGCCAUGUUGGUGGUCAAGAACAAAAGCAUUUCUCUGCACUGGGAACCAAACUCUAUUUUCGUGUAGAUUCUUCAAGAAAAAAUGCUAUUGUAUUGAACCCCAACAUGGCCGCCUUAUAAUGUGUUUGCAAACCAAGAAUAGUACUAUGUAGCAUUUGAACAACUUGGACCCGUUGAAUACGCAAGAAAGAUGUUUUUUCACUCGUUAGUGUCACAGGUGGUACAGAGGAAAAAUCGGAGUUAUCCCAGCAGGAGUCAAACCUAUUACCUUCGGGGCCCGGUUGUUCAAACGUUAGAUAGCGCCAUCCACUGGAUAAAUCACUAUCCAAUGGAUAAAUAUUUGGGAAACUCACUGGGUUAUCCACACGAUAGAGAUUUAUCCAGUGGAUAGUAUUAUCCACCUCUUUUUAACUACCGGGGCCAGGUUACUUCUCCAGAUGUUCUACCACUGAGCUUCAGAAGACUUGUGGGAGCUUAGGUCACUAAAGUAGGUUCAUGUCAUCUUUCUCAAAAAUCAUCUUGUCAAUUUCUAUAAGCAACCAGUCAGUAAUCCCUUGCAUCUACCAGAAAUUUAAAGAUUUUUUGGUUUUGUAUUGAUUUUAUUUAUUAAAUGAUUACAAGAGAUUUGGGUAUAUAUUUAAUAAUAAGUAACACACAUUAUUUUUUUUAUUUUGGUAGGUUUUCUUGUUUGCAUCAGAGUUUUUCUCUGUUGUAAGCUUCUUAGAUGAUAGUGAACAAGCCUUUGACUACUUGUUUCUUGUUGAUUCCAAUGACUCAAAUUAUGCCAUCUACACAAAAGAUCAGUUCUACAAUCAAGUGCAUCACUCAGUGAGACAGGUAAGUUCGAAAUGAGGGGUCAAAGGGGCUGUUACAGAUGUGCCAGAGGCUGCUAAAUAUGAAAGCCAAGUUCUGUACAUCAACAUGUACAGUUGAAAAAUCUAAGGGUGACAAAAAUUAAUGUGAGAAAUAGUACAGUCAUGUUACCCUGUUAUUGGCACAGUUAAUUAGUUUUUGUCCUUCUGUGUAAGAGGGGCCUGUGUGCAAUUCGCAGCUGUGACUAAAAACCCUUGUUUUGAUUUCUUUCUUUCCUUGUAGCCUUAAUGGUGCAUUGAUGUUAAGAAGGGGGCAAAAUGAGCUUUUUCCUGUAGGCCUUAGGUUUGGUAGCCAGGUGAAGUCUAAAAUAGAGAGAUUUAAAAGUGUCUCAAUAUAACACCAAACAGUGAAGAUCAUUAUAAAAUGGUCAUCUCUUCUGUUUGCCACUGGCUUCUCCCGCAAACAUGUUGCUUAACCUAGGUCUGUAUUCUAGCAAGGCCUGGUGGCCCCUGACACCUACCUUUGCUCUUGGGCGACUAGGAAAUCUUAGGUUUUCCACAGGAUUCCACAGGCUCACUUCAAUUUUUCCAACUGCACAACCUCCAUGUUAUCCUCUCCUUUGUUCUGAUCUCAACCAACUACUUUUGUCCCAUUCAUUUUUCAGUACUAUGAUAUCCGAAAAAUUGCCAUUGGAACUUUUGGUUUUUUUCCAAUGUCCAUGGAGGAGAGACCUGGUCCUAUGUUAAUGUGUGUAUAUAAGUAUAACAUCAGUCAUGUGAACGCAGAAGAGGAGACAUAUGAACUUAGCCGACAAACAGAUUACUGUAUCCUUAAAAAAAUAAUAUAGGCUUAGACAGGGCACCACAAAAGUGCUGUCCAAUUACCUAAGGCUAUUGGAGCGACCUUUUGUGGCUAGCAUGUUUUAAUCAAAAUAAUAAUCAUGAGUAGUUGUCUGAUGAGCAAGCAGCAAUUAGAGGGCGGUCAUUUAAGGCUGAUAGCCGGGGAUUUCUCCUGGCCACUACAAACAUGACUUUGGCUGCUUUCAUUGGAAAAUGAAGGAAAAAAAAAACAGAAGAAAUCCUUAGCUGUUUGAUUUCCCACCUGCUUGUUGUAUUUACCUGACAAAUAACGGUCCUUCAUUAUUAAGAUAAAGUACAUGAAAGUGAUACAAAGGGCUGGUAGGCCUGUGCUUCAUGAGAAGCUUGCCCUAAAGGAUACUUGAGUUUUUUAAUUUUCACUUCACGCUGUUAGCGAUGAUGAGCAUUACUAUAUUUGUACAAAGUGUAUAUGAGUUUCUUUUUGGGAAGAACAGAUUUUUCUUGGUUUUGUAGCUUUGGUCCAAUUUCUCAGGCAAACUCUUUAAGUCAAUAGAACCCAAGAAACUUUGUGCUUUAUAAUUAUAUUUAUGUAUUGUUGUGUUUCACAGUUUGUGAAGUGUUACAUAAUUUGUCCUUUACUCAUGGGUGUAGUUUGUCGAGAUUUGAAUCUCUCUAAGGAAUCAGUUAACAACAUUACUCAUUUUGUUGAAACAAACAUGUUGCCAGAAUCAUUUGAAAGGUACAGUACUUGUAUGUAGUUUCAUUGAUAUCUUCAUUGAAACUUAUAAUCAUGUAACUCAUCAAUGUUUUUUUGAUGACCUCAGUUGAUUUGCUUGAGUUUAAAACAGUCCUGUGAGUCAAAGGAAUGAUUAUAUAUCUAAUCAUAACUAAAACCAAAUUCUCAAAUCUAAUUGGCUCCCAACUAUCCUGAUUUUAGUACUAAUAAGACAGUAUGUGUCAUGCCUGUAAUUGGACUCUAUGGCCAUCCCACAUGCACUUAAAUGGCUUUUUUUUCAUUACUAGCGAGAAAGCUCUCGCAAUUUCUUGUGUCUUAAGUUUAAAAAAACCUAAAAUAUCGCAAAUUUUGCUAUAGUUAUGAUUAAUUGAUAUCAGAACUUUGUUUCCUCCAGUUCGGUCUGUAAUCUUAUCAGACUCGUGAUUAAACAAAUCAGACUCUUACUAUGCGGUCAUCCAAUUGUGUUAAUCACUUGUAUGAUUUCAGACCGAAUUGUAUUCCACUCAGUCCUAUAAUUACCAUUAAAUUAAUAUUUUUACAGCAUUAUCAGUGUCACAUUGAUGGCUAAUGUGAGCUCUGUUCAUUUGCGAAAGUCUCCAAGGAAUCCAGCCUGCUACCUGUUCAAUGUCACAGUA
Messenger RNA from Porites evermanni, 3472 nucleotides. NCBI's taxonomy places the organism in Eukaryota, Metazoa, Cnidaria, Anthozoa, Scleractinia, Poritidae. The record is from the annotation of a GenBank genome assembly.